Molecule: messenger RNA, 921 nt
Organism: Fraxinus pennsylvanica
Lineage: Eukaryota; Viridiplantae; Streptophyta; Magnoliopsida; Lamiales; Oleaceae
Source: the annotation of a GenBank genome assembly
AUGACAGAACCCUACUACAGUUUCUCAAGAAGAUGGUUCAACUUCAUUCCUCUCCAUUCACCCUAUUCUUCUUCAUCAAACACUUCUUAUUCACAUCAUGCUCAUAAUUUAAGCCAAUCCAUAAGCCAUACAGUUUCUCAGCAAAUUCCAAUUUCACCUCAUCCACAAGAAGCUCUUCCUCUUCUUAAUAACCUCAGCCCCUCAAAAGAUGAGCAUCAGCCCUCAUGCUGUGCCAUAGGAAAUGAGGGCAGAUCCCUUAGCACUGGCUCUGAUGAAAGUCUCACUAUAGACUUAAAUAUAGGGCUUCCUAGCCCUAAUUCUGAUUUGGCCACCAAGAUUUCUUCAUCUGGGGUAAAUGUAUUCUCAGAGUUGCCCAAGAACAGCAUAAACAAGGGUCAAUAUUGGAUUCCAACACUUACUCAAAUUCUUAUGGGACCAACACAGUUUUCAUGUCACCUUUGUUCCAAGACUUUUAACAGAUUCAAUAACCUGCAGAUGCAUAUGUGGGGACAUGGAUCCCAAUACAGAAAAGGAACUGAAUCUUUAAGAGGAAACCAACGAAGCGCAAUGCUAAAGCUGCCAUGCUAUUGCUGUGCACAGGAAUGCAAGUACAAUAUUGACCAUCCUAGAGCAAGACCUCUCAAAGAUUUCAGAACCCUACAAACACAUUACAAGAGAAAGCAUGGAACCAAACCCUUCAUCUGCAGAAAAUGUGGGAAGACAUUUGCAGUGAAGGGUGAUUGGAGAACGCAUGAGAAGAAUUGUGGUAAGAUUUGGUACUGCAUAUGUGGCUCUGAUUUCAAGCACAAAAGGUCUCUCAAAGACCACAUUAAAGCGUUUGGACUCGGCCAUGGAGCAACAGGAAUUCAAACUGAUUUUGAAGAUGAGGAUGAUUCAAGUUCUGAUAUUGUGCUCAAAUGA